GAUUUUUCCCGCAACUGUAGAUUAAGAUGGAGUUAUCUGCCCAUAGAUGGCGUUGUUGUCGUGAGAUAUUACAUGGCCGACAUCUACAUCUCUUCCUGUUCCUCUAGACUACUACAAUGAAAUGUAUAGAAAGUUGUGUAUGGAAUGUAUCAUAACACAGUGAUCAACAGAUGACAAUGCCCAUGGAUCAGAAUAAUCAGCAGCAUCAUGAGACAUGGCCAAAAGGAACUCAGGUUGUGGCAAAUUAUAACUUUGAUGGAUCUUCACCAGAUGAUUUACCAUUUAAAAAAGGAGAUGUGAUAACUAUUGUACAGUCCACAAGGGAUCCAAAUUGGUAUAAAGGAAGAAAUGAUAAUGGCAAGGAAGGAAUGGUGCCUGCCACUUAUGUACAGAAAAGGAAAGAAGUUCACUUACAGGCAAUGCCUUGGUAUCACGGUAAAAUCUCCCGAGAGGAGGCCGAGGCCCUGUUAAAUAAUUUCCGUGAGGAGGGGGACUUCCUUAUUAGGGACAGUGUCCAUUUUCACGGGGACUAUACACUGUCCAUUUACUUUGAGGGUCUGGUGGACCAUUAUAGAAUUAUUGCUAAAAACAACAAGUUGGAAGUGGAUGGUGGUGACUGUUUAUUUGAUAACUUAAUACAACUUGUGGAGGUACUGUAACACAGACUAUAAAGA
Molecule: messenger RNA, 674 nt
Organism: Saccostrea cuccullata (small rock oyster)
Lineage: Eukaryota; Metazoa; Mollusca; Bivalvia; Ostreida; Ostreidae
Product: tyrosine-protein kinase CSK-like
Exons: 5
Coding region: 171-659 (162 amino acids)
Biological process (GO): cell migration; signal transduction
Molecular function (GO): receptor tyrosine kinase binding; signaling adaptor activity
Source: RefSeq, a predicted model, not a curated record